This is a messenger RNA of Lepisosteus oculatus (spotted gar), 3635 nucleotides long. RefSeq lists its product as uncharacterized. The record is from RefSeq and is a predicted model, not a curated record. Gene Ontology annotation, cellular component: cytoplasm. NCBI's taxonomy places the organism in Eukaryota, Metazoa, Chordata, Actinopteri, Semionotiformes, Lepisosteidae. Gene Ontology annotation, molecular function: glycosyltransferase activity.
GAGUAGAAGCUGAUUUAAAAGUAUAGAUGAACUCCGAUCCACCGUGCGGUUGCUGAAUAAAACGCCACUCAUGAACGGACGGUAACGAAAGCGCACCUGCAGCAGCGCGCUGUGUUUUGCGAGAGCGAAUCAGAUGACGCCGGGCUGUCCGUCCCUGCGGUGCUGCUGAAACCAUGAGGCCAUUAGAAAUCACCACAAAAGUUUUGGAUCAGAACAGGAUCCAACAGGACUGGCCAGGAAGAGCAGAUGAACAAGACUCCGCCACUCCACCUGGAUGCAUUACAGCUGCGCGGACCGGUCCAAACAGAAGAAUCACCGGCUCCUGCACUGACUAGUAUCAGCUCCGACCACUGAUCUGGACAGGUGAUAAAGAUGCAAAUUCCAAUGGCAGUGAAACACUGGUUGCUGGCUGUUCUUGCACUGCUUGUCAUAGGUCUGGUAUGGCUGAGUUACAAUCAAUGUAGUUUAAGACCAGUAAAUUUCCCUGCACCAGGCCCAAAACAUUCCCUUCCUUGUCCAAAAUAUCUGCUUGAGGAAACUAUUUAUCCAAUCAAGGAUACAAAACACUUCAUUCUUUCUGCCUAUGAAGAUCACAGAGAAAAGAGACUGACUCGUGUUAUAGGGAUAGUUCACCGACACAACCUUGAGGCACUUUCCUGUAUUUUCUGCUGUGAAAAUGGCUCAACUUUCCAGACUAAAGUAAAGAUAGACAUCCACAGGGACCAUUUCGGAUUCCCUUUUGCAACUACAGACCUGCUGUGUGAAGAGAAUCCUGAGUGCAAUGCUUCACACGUCACUAUCGAAAGGGAAGAAAGGAAGAGAGGAGGGAGCCUCUCUCUGCCCAUAAGGAACCGGGAGAAGACCGAGGGUGACUUCCCUUAUGAGUUCACAGUCUGCAUCUCCAACCUGUUUGGGGACUACAACAAUGCCCUGCAGUUCAUACAGACCAUGGAGGUGUACAAGAUCCUGGGAAUACAGAAGGUGACCAUCUACAACACCAGCUGUGGGCCACAGCUGGAUAAGGUUCUGCAUUACUACUCAGAGGAGGGACUCUUGGAGGUGGUGCCGUGGCCCAUAACACAAUUCCUCAAUCCAUCACGUGGCUGGAAUUUCGCAGUGCACAAGGGAGACCUGCACUACUAUGGGCAGCUGACUACACUCAACGACUGCAUCUACAGAAACAUGUACAAGUCCAAGUACCUGCUCCUCAAUGACAUGGACGAGAUCAUAAUGCCCUACAAGCAUGGCGGGCUGCAUGAGCUCAUGGGAAACCUCUCUGUUCAGAACCCCAAGGUGGGGGUUUUUGUGGUGGAGAACCAUGUCUUCCCCAAGACCAUGUUCGAUGACAACAAGAGGUUUGACCUACCCCUCUGGAGAGAGGUGCCAGGGAUUAACAUACUGGAGCACAUCUACAGGGAACCAGACAGGAAGAAUGUUUUUAACCCCACCAAACUGAUCAUCAACCCCAGGCAGGUGGUGCAGACAUCUGUGCAUUCUGUUCUAAAAAGUUACGGGGAAACUUUCAGGAUCCCCCCAGAUGUGUGCAGAAUCAUACAUGUCCGUGUGCCACUUCAGGGUCACCUUACUAAAGAACAGCUGCUUGUGGACACCACGCUGUGGGAUUUUCAACAGGAGCUAGUGCCAAAGAUUAAUAAUGUCAUACACAAGUCAGGGGUGCUGACGUGAAAAUGAUCAAGAUACUAGAACAGGGAUCUUCACUACUGGUCCAGCACAAUCCAGUCCAGUAUGCAUUACAUGGCUACUAAUUGUAAACAUUCUAAAUCACAGUUUUACAACACUUAAAUUUCAAGAUUUAAGCACAUUUUAAGCAAGUAAUUAGUUCACUGAAUAAGACUCUGAUCCUUAAGGUUAGUAGGUAUUUGUUGAUGAGAUGAUCUCAUUUAAUUUAACAAACCAGCUGCACUUGCUCACACCUGAAUCGUUCUAUACGUUUAGUAGCUGAUGGUUAAAUUGUUAACCUGCUGGAUGUGGCACCAGCUGGAAACACCUGGAAUAGGGACACUACAUUAUCAAUGGGACUGCAUUGCAUUAAUGCAAUCAAGGGAAAACCUCUUUUAAGUUUAUAAUAUGUUAGGGAUCAAUACUUAAACCCUAAUUCUAGGGUAACUAUGAUUUUUUCUGCCAUUUUAGGUGAAUCUGAUUAUUUUCCUAUUAUCUAUAUUGUUCUGUUAAAUAGAUAUACACCAUUUACUGUAUCUCGUCUCCAGUCUCUGGUGAACUCCCACAGUGAUUUGUCGUCAUGCUUAAAUCCAGGUCAGAUUUCACUUUGAAAUCAAGUAUUUGAUGUUUUAAAUGUUGAAUGUUAAGAGGCUCAGGAAAAAUGGGAUUUGGUUCUGUUGCAGCUGUAUCUUACCAUUUGUGUUUACAAUAUACUGUAAGACUUAAAAUUUUCUGAUGCCCUCCUAAAGCCAUGUUAACUUGAUAGCCCCUCAGCAGUAACCUCAUUGACCGUGGCCUUACUUUUGAAAAACACUGUUUUGUGGUCUUUUAUAUAGAUUCUACUGUGUUCUACAUGCUUUUUGUCUCCAGUGUUACAAAUUAAAAGUUAAUCUCAAAAGUAAGUAUUUGAGUGGUGCUCCCAGACUUACUUUUUUGAAGUGAGGAAAAUAUAUCUAAAACCAAAGAUGAAACGGAUAAUGGAUCGACUACACAAUCAUUUUAAGAGACAAUGUUCUUGUUUUACAUUAAUUCGAUUCCAUAAUCUUUAAACCUUUUGUACUAAUUGUUUAAUUACAUUUAAAUGUGAAAAGUUGUUUGUUAGCACUGCUGCCUUACAGUCUUUAGUCCUGGGUUCAGUUUGGAACUGGUGAUUCUUCUGUGUGGAGGAUGCAUGGUCCCCUGUGUUUACUUCGGUUUCUUCCCAUCUCAAAAAAGCAGCUGGUUAGGUUAACUUGUCUCUUACUUAUGUGUGGGUCCACGCUGUGCCUUCUGGGAUAGGCUCCAGAUUCAGAACCAGUAAUAUGUGCCUUACAGAAUGGAAACAAUAUUCCCCUCUUACCAGCUGAACUGUGCCUUUGUGCCAUCGGGAUAUUGGAUUCUGUCGCUCACUCUCCUCUGUCUUGCUGCAGCACUUUCUAAUCUGACAAGAUGUUACAGGCAAAUACAGUCCAUCAACGACAGGCCACGACACAAGACACCGUGAGUCAUGACAUCUUUCCAAUAGCGAGUGGGAUAUUCAGGUGUGAUCCUGAGCAGAACUCUAGUCCAGUCACUAUAGCUCUCCACGUGUAGUGAUUGAUAGUAGCCUGACAGACCUGAUUAGCUCUGCACUGAUCAAGUCCUGUGGGCUCUUCCAGAUGUGACCAGCAGGACGGCACCUGUCCUCUUACUGCUACUGUAACAGGAGCUUUGUUGCCACGUGAGAAUGCGAUGGUUAUGCUAUGGAUGCCCUAUUCUCCAGACUUGAGCCCCAGAGACAUCAGUGGGAUGAUGUACAGUAUGAGCUCUCGGUCUCAGGGACAACUUAACAGCUAUGCUUGCCCAGGCUGUACAAAAGUAAACUUACAGUUUGUAUUGCAUUUUUAUUUUAAAAAAAUUCUGAUAAUGACAAAGGCUAAACAGCCUAAUGAAUUUAUGUAUGUGGUGGUUUCAAUAAAAAAACGUAUUUUCCUGUU